CGGGGCCGCCAGGGCGCUGCCGCGGGCCGGGCGGGGCCGGCGCUGCCGCCCGGGCUCGGAGCCGGCGCCGCCCUCCUGCCCCGUCCCCCGCCCCCGGCGGGCGCGGGCGGCUCGGAGCCAGCGGCGCCUUCCUGCCGGGGCCUGGCCGCGGAGGUUGUAUUAAGAGAAAAUCUUUAAAAAGUGUUAAGGUCAUGACAAAGUUUAGAGGAUAAUCCUGUUAAUGAAGAAAAGUGUUGGGACUGGAUUUGUAAAGAAUGGAAGGAUAUAAUGUGUUGAAAGUACUGGGAGAGGGAUCCUUUGGCAGAGCUCUCCUAGUUCAUCAUAGAGUCAAUGACCAGAAGUAUGUAAUGAAGGAAAUAAGGCUUCCAAUGUCUUCAUCUGGUGUAGAGAAUUCUAGGAAGGAAGCUGUUCUUUUGGCAAAAAUGGAACAUCCAAAUAUCGUUGCCUUUAAAGAAUCAUUUGAAACUGAUGGGCAUCUGUAUAUAGUAAUGGAAUAUUGUGACGAUGGAGAUCUAAUGCAAAAGAUCAAACACCAAGGAGGAAAGUUGUUCCCUGAGGCCACGAUCCUUCACUGGUUUGUGCAAAUGUGUCUGGCUGUAAAGCACAUUCAUGAUAAAUGUGUGCUGCACAGGGAUAUAAAAUCCAAGAAUGUCUUCCUCACUCAAAGUGGAAAAGUCAAAUUGGGAGAUUUUGGAUCUGCACGCCUUCUUGCACAUCCAAUAUCAUAUGCUUGCACCUAUGUGGGAACUCCUUAUUAUGUACCUCCAGAAAUAUGGGAAAGCCUGCCAUACAACAACAAAAGUGAUAUAUGGUCUCUGGGGUGUAUUCUUUACGAGCUGUGCACUCUGAAACACCCGUUUCAAGCCAAUAGUUGGAAACAUCUCAUCCUGAAGAUAUGCAAAGGGUCCUACGAUCCACUUCCAUCUCACUAUUCCUAUGAACUUCAUUACUUAAUAAAACAGAUGUUUAAGAGAAACCCCCAGAAUCGUCCAUCAGCCAGUACUAUUCUUGCAAGAGGUUGCUUAACCAAACUUGUGAAAAAUUGUUUGCCUUCUGAGAUGGCAAAUGAGUUUGAGCAGGUAUCAAAGGAAACCAAGAAACAUAAAGGCAAUCCAGCAAGACAAAAGGGUAGUGUCGUGGCUGGUGGAAAUUCAAACAAUAAGACAGAAAAUAGACAAAGGCAAGAUGCAAGCAGCAAGCAUAGCCUCUUAGAAAGGCAAAAUGCUGAGGGUUUGAGUGAAGGCACCAGGGAACGAAGGAAAUCUUACCAAGAAGUAUCAACUUCUGCUGUCCUCCCAGGAAGUACUGAUCUGUCACACGCCCACAGGAGGCAAUGGGAAAAGAGGAUGUCCAAUACUGUGCUGGAUGUCCUGGAAAAUGCAUCCUUGCUUUCUUCCAGUUUUACACCUGAAGAGACUGAAAGUGGUGGUGUUAUAAACUACAGUGAAAAUAGGCCACGGAAGCAGUGGAACAAGGAACCCCCUCAGACCCUGAUGGACAUGCUCAGCAAUGCAGAUGUCAGCUUAGCAUUUAAAACAUACACCAUUUAUAAACCAGCUCAACAGCUGAAUGAGGUUGUGACAAAACACAGAUGCCUGCUAUGUCCUCCCUCCCUUCCAGGGAGACGCAGGAAAUGCACUGUAGCCCCAUCAGGUAAAUCCCCCCUCACUGAGGCAGUGGUGCCCUGGUUUGAGGGCAGGAUGGUCAGAUGGCACAGCUGGAGACAGCUGCACUCUACAGAUGUUCACAGACACAGUCACAAAUACUUGUUCUGCACUUCAGUUGCCUUACUAGUUUCCCACCUAAAAUAGGUAACAACUUAUCUUGGAAUCUGCUACAAACUGGGGAUGAAUUAGAAAGACUAUUUGUAUUUAUAUUCUUAAUAGUUUUGCUU
Prinia subflava (tawny-flanked prinia) is the source of this 1894-nucleotide messenger RNA. It is a transcript of the gene NEK3, whose product is annotated as NIMA related kinase 3. NCBI's taxonomy places the organism in Eukaryota, Metazoa, Chordata, Aves, Passeriformes, Cisticolidae. Gene Ontology annotation, biological process: protein phosphorylation. The record is from RefSeq and is a predicted model, not a curated record. Gene Ontology annotation, molecular function: protein kinase activity; ATP binding. The transcript is spliced from 15 exons. The coding region runs from base 255 to 1811 and encodes 518 amino acids.